Messenger RNA from Ixodes scapularis (black-legged tick), 1758 nucleotides. Its product is annotated as thymidylate synthase-like. The coding region runs from base 1249 to 1758 and encodes 169 amino acids. Gene Ontology annotation, molecular function: thymidylate synthase activity. Lineage: Eukaryota; Metazoa; Arthropoda; Arachnida; Ixodida; Ixodidae. The record is from RefSeq and is a predicted model, not a curated record. Gene Ontology annotation, cellular component: cytosol; mitochondrion. The transcript has a single exon. Gene Ontology annotation, biological process: dTMP biosynthetic process.
ACAUCUCCGUUGCCGAGACUCAAGAAGUUUUCCGCCAUCUUAACAUACUGGAUGCUGGAUGUUCUGACCACUUAUGCACGUCAUGGAAAGACCUUUGUUAUCGGUUGAAUGAUUUUUGGGAGGGCAAUCCUACAAUGAUGCAUCUAGACGAUGCACCCAAAAAGAGUCUCAUUAAGCGUUUGACCCGAAGGAACAUUAGUCGCGUUUUUGUGACCGAUUUCAGAUGGAUGAAAUAUUUGCCAGAACACAUCGAAUAUGUCGAUGCUUCUUUCAUCUGCAAUGAUUUUGGCGAUGAAUGUGUUGAAGCGCUUGUCAGGAAGUUGCCAAAUCUGAAAUAUUUGAGCCUGUCCCAUGCCGAAAAAAUAACGAACAAGGGGAUCGAAAUGAUUGCUCAAAAGGAAGCAAACCUGAAACAUUUGGCAAUUUAUAAUUGCAAACAAGUUGAUGCAACUGCAUUGUCUGUUUUAACAAGUGCUAACCUGAGACUCAAGACACUGUGCAUAGUCGGUUGUUCAAAUAUUACCGAGUUCGACUUUUACAGCUUCGCUCAAAACCAACCGGAACUGGAGUAUGCCUACUGUACUAUUCAUUGAAUUUCUGUUGUUUUGUUUAAUAUGUGAAUGAAAUGAACUUUACUAAUGUAUUAUGUUGUUGUUUUGAUUCAAUAAGCAUCGCUCACUGUUUCGUUUAAUAUGUGAAUGAAAUGAACUUUACUAAUGUAUUAUGUUGUUGUUUUGAUUCAAUAAACAUCGCUCACUUGUUGAAAAGUAUAUUUUGUUUUACUUAAAUGAGAAUUCUCAUUCUAUAUAUAUUUUAAAAGUAUAAAAAAGGUAAGUACUUUAAUAUCGUGCAUAUUUUUAUGUUUUCUUUUUGUUUUUCUUGCACCAAGAAAAAUGUGCAAAAACCGAUGAAAUUAAAAAGAUUUCAUACUUGUAAAGGGUAAAAAAAAGGGGGGUAUAUAACUACAGUAAUCACCAAGCUUACUCUCAAAACUCUGACUGACUGACUUUUUCAUAUAAGCCAAAGAUGGGGGUACACAAGACUUCGGCAUCUGGAACAUUUGUCAAUUCGACAGAUUCAAAAUAUCACUCCAAUGGUGUUAUCCACGAUUGAUUAUAAUAUUUGAAACUGAAAAUAAACCUUACGAUGAUUAUAUUUUUAAACUGCUUUCAAGAGCGGUGAGUGUCUGGGUGAGAGGCUAAAGAAACGUGUAUAAAAAUGGAUGUUCUAAAAUGUGUUAAUUAAACAAUGGAAGAGUAUCAGUAUCUAAAGACUUUAAAACACAUCCUUGAGAAUGGGAAGAAAAAAGAAGACCGCACUGGAGUAGGAACAAUGUCAAUUUUUGGUGUACAGUGUAGAUAUUCACUCCGGAACGGAACUAUGCCUUUAUUAACAACCAAACGCGUUUUUUGGCGAGGAGUUGUGGAAGAACUUCUCUGGUUUCUCCGCGGAUCUACCGAUGCCAAAGAAUUGUCAGAACGUGGUAUUCACAUAUGGGACCAAAACGGUUCUCGUCGAUUUCUCGAUAGCUUAGGUUUUUUUGAUCGAGAAGAAGGGGAUCUUGGACCGGUCUACGGAUUUCAAUGGCGUCAUUUUGGAGCCACCUAUAGAAACUCGCACACAGACUAUGGAAACGAAGGUGUUGAUCAAAUUACAAGACUCGUUGAAAUCAUCAAAAAUGAUCCCAACGACCGCCGAAUGAUAUUAUGUUCGUGGAAUCCACCAUGUCACAGUAACUUGUCCUCGCGAAAAAAUUAA